AUGGCAAGAACAUCAAAAGUACUCCUUCAUCAAAUGCGCGGAGGUCCUCUAGUUGUGCAGUUUCUAGUCGUCCUGCUGGCGCAUGGUGAUCUGAUUCCUGCCGUGCGAGGGUAUUUCUUAUUGGAUCUGAAAGGUACUAGCGGCGGCGGGCCUGGCCACGAAGAACAACAAGUCGAUGUGGAUCAUGAACUACAAGACCCUAUCAAAUGCAAAAAUGUCUGGGUCUGGAAGAAUGCAAGUUGUGAUGCUGCAUUUGGAUGUCUAAAAAAUUUAUGUUGCAUGAGCAGCAAAAGGAGUCUAAUUUUUGCUACGCCGAGAUGGCAUUUGUUUUUGUCAUGCGGAAUAGGCAUCAAGAAUCGCACAAAAAACCUGUGAUGCUAGGGCAUGCAUCACAGACGUCAUGGCCCAUGCAAACCGUGCAUGACAAGUCUCGGAAUCUUCCAGACCCAGACAUUUUUGCAUUGGAUAGACCCGACUCCCGAG
This is a messenger RNA of Amoebophrya sp. A120, 483 nucleotides long. Lineage: Eukaryota; Dinophyceae; Syndiniales; Amoebophryaceae. The record is from the annotation of a GenBank genome assembly.